Molecule: messenger RNA, 486 nt
Organism: Protopolystoma xenopodis
Lineage: Eukaryota; Metazoa; Platyhelminthes; Monogenea; Polystomatidea; Polystomatidae
Source: the annotation of a GenBank genome assembly
AUGUGUGACCCGCCGGAGACGCCUGGAGCCCGCCUGGUCGCUCCAGCACUUCAGUACUAUCGUGGCGCCACAGUUCAGCUCACUGGAUGCCUAGCCCGAUCUCGACGUCGAAACCACAACAGUAUACCGGUGAUUGAGCAUGGGUUACGAGAUGGUCCGGACUCAGUGCAAGAGAAGAGGAAGCUAAUUGGAUCAGAUCCUGAUGCCAAGGGUGGGGGGAAAAUUCAAGAGAGGGAUCCAAAGGAGUAUUCACAGCAAGACGAUUAUACUUAUGAUGAUGUUGAUGAUGAAGAGGAGCUAUCUGAAGUAGCCUUGAAAACGGAUUGGUGGCCAACGAAUUUGACGCGCCAACCAGUUCUUUCAUGUUCAAGACGGGCUGGUGGAUCGCUGGCAUGGUUGCCUGAGGGACAGCUGGAACGCUGGGAAGCGGCAUGUGCAUUUGGUAAACAAGGUGAGAGAUUGCAUCGCUAUUUAUGGUGGUCUUAA